Molecule: messenger RNA, 4160 nt
Organism: Lagopus muta (rock ptarmigan)
Lineage: Eukaryota; Metazoa; Chordata; Aves; Galliformes; Phasianidae
Product: intraflagellar transport protein 88 homolog
Exons: 23
Coding region: 1060-3279 (739 amino acids)
Biological process (GO): kidney development; intraciliary transport; inner ear receptor cell stereocilium organization
Cellular component (GO): ciliary base; ciliary basal body; centriole
Molecular function (GO): kinesin binding
Source: RefSeq, a predicted model, not a curated record
CUCAAAAAAAUAAAACACUGCAGUCAUGUUGAGGUCUUCAGUCUGCCUUGUUUCCCACAGAGCAUUGGAUCCCUCCUGUCCCCAGAAUGCAAGGAUUUGCUGUGGGCUGGCCAGCUGGCACUUGUCAGAUUUUGGAUUCCAGGUAUAGGAGAGCAACACCCAGCACACAAGAGAUCUUUUUCCAUUUAGGAUAUCCUCAUCCCAUGGAAAGCCGUCUGCCAAGACCACCAUCGCUCACAGUGGUUUUGUGUUCCUCUUUCAGAAGCUGAGGAAAGCAGAGGGGUGAACAGAACUUGUAUGCUUAUUGUAUGAUGCAUCUUUCUAUUCCUUCACACAGGUUCCCGUCCUGGAAUUAGGCACAACCUAACGCAGGAAGUUAAAUGUACGUGUAAGUUUUUGCAGGAUGAGGCCAAAGUAAGCCCUGCAGCAAGGAAGGAAUUUAAGUUCAAGUUUAGCUCAGCGUGUGUACAAUUUGUGGAAACAAGGUAAGAGUUGGCAUGUUUUUAUCCCCAAGACGAAGAACGGGGAUAGGAGCAAUGCAGGCGAGCACAACCCGCGCCCCUACCCUUCAUUCCCGCCCUCUCCCCGCGCCGUCAUUUCGGCGCAAACGCCCCCUCUCAGCGGGCAGCGCUACGCAGGCGCCAGGCUUCGGUGGCGGCUCUGCUCAUGCGUUAGGUUCUCGCGCAUGCUCGGAGCCCGCUUGGGCUCGCUCUGCUCCGUACGUUUCGUAGCAACUGAACACAGUGCGUUAUAGAUGUCCGCGUCCUCACCCAAUCGCUUGGACAGUGUUGCCGGGCCGGGCGGCCUGCGCAGCGCUCGGAGCUGCGGGAGCAGGAGCGGGGCGAUCGUCGGCAGUUCGCGGUGACGCCCUGAACCCCCGCGGCGCGGCCGAGGAGCGCCGCCGAAAGGAGCGGUUCUGCCUGGGGCGCAGCGACACAGCGGGCGGACCCCAGGCCGGCGCGGGGCUGUGCCGGGACGGGAGAGCGUCCUCCUGGCGGGGAUCACCUGCUGAAGCGCCUCCUGACAACACGUUUGUCGCGUUUAGUGUUUCGAGGAAGAAUGAUGCAGAACGUGCACCUAGCUCCUGAGGAAGACGAGGAUGAUCUUUACUCUGGCUACAAUGAUUAUAAUCCCACUUUUGACACAGAGGAUUUAGAAAAUGAUACAGCUUUUCAACAGGCAGCAAGAACAAGUCAUGGUAGAAGACCCCCUGUGACAGCCAAAAUUCCUGGUACAGCAACUUCAAGACCUAUAGAUACUGCAUUUGGGGAUGGGGUUUCUCGGCCAAUGACAGCAGUGCAAGCUGCAGGCUACACCAAGGCAGCUAUCAGAGGUUCUUUAUUUGAUCCUCUUGGCCAAGCAAGAGGUCCUGCUCCACCUCUGGAAAUGAAAAAUCCAGACAGCUCAGAAGAGAAGAUUAGGCAGUUAGAAAAAAAAGUGAAUGAACUGAUUGAAGAAAGUUGCACUGCCAACAGCUGUGGAGACUUGACAUUGGCUCUGGAAAAAGCAAAAGAAGCUGGAAGAAAGGAAAGAGUAUUAGUGAGGCAACGUGAACAAACUGCUACUUCAGAAAGCAUCAACUUAGAUCUCACUUACUCAGUUCUUUUCAAUCUGGCCAGUCAAUAUGCUGCUAAUGAAAUGUAUGCUGAAGCACUAAACACUUACCAAGUUAUAGUGAAGAAUAAGAUGUUCAACAAUGGAGGUAGACUGAAGGUCAAUAUGGGAAAUAUAUAUUUAAAACAGCGGAACUAUUCCAAAGCGAUCAAAUUCUACCGCAUGGCUCUAGACCAGAUUCCUAGUGUCCACAAAGACAUGAGGAUUAAAAUAAUGCAAAAUAUUGGAGUUGCAUUUAUUAAAACUGGCCAGUACAUGGAUGCCGUUUCUUCAUUUGAACACAUAAUGAGCUUGUCCCCAAACCUGAAGGCAGGCUUCAACCUGCUCGUAUGUUACUUUGCUAUUGGAGACAGCGAACAAAUGAAAAAAGCAUUCCAAAAACUGAUUGCGGUUCCCUUGGAAGUGGAUUAUGAUGACAAAUACGUUUCACCAAAUGAUGAUCCACAUACAAACCUACUGAUUGAAGCCAUCAAAAAUGACAGUUUAAGACAAAUAGAACGUGAGAGGAAGUCGAUGGCAGAGGAUUAUAUCAUGGCAGCUGCUAAACUGAUAGCACCAGUCCUUGAGCCAUCUUUUGCUGCGGGCUAUGACUGGUGUGUUGAAGCAGUCAAAGCUUCCCACUAUGUAGAGCUAGCCAAUGACCUGGAGAUAAAUAAAGCCACUACUUAUCUGAGACAACGGGAUUUUAACCAGGCACUGGAGGCUUUCAAAAUGUUUGAGAGAAAGGACAGCAGAGUAAAGAGUGCAGCUGCAACAAACCUUUCGUUCCUUUAUUAUUUGGAGAAGGAAUUGGCACAAGCAACAACCUAUGCAGAUUUAGCUGUCAGUUCUGAUAGGUACAACCCAGCAGCACUAACUAACAAAGGAAACACCGUUUUUGCAAAUGAAGACUAUGAAAAAGCAGCUGAGUUUUAUAAAGAGGCUCUCAGGAAUGAUUGCUCUUGCGCUGAAGCACUGUAUAACCUUGGUUUAACAUACAAGAAGUUAAACAGAAUAGAUGGGGCUUUGGAUUGUUUCCUGAAACUCCAUGCAAUAGUUGGAAACAGUGCUCAGGUCCUUCACCAAAUAGCAGCCAUCUAUGAAAUCUUGGAAGAUCCCAAUCAAGCCAUAGAGUGGCUCAUGCAGUUGAUCAGUGUAGUACCAACUGACCCACAUGUGCUUUCAAAACUAGGGAAAUUAUAUGACAAGGAAGGUGAUAAAUCCCAAGCCUAUCAUUAUUACUAUGAGUCGUACCGUUAUUUCCCUUCAAACAUUGAGGUCAUUGAAUGGCUUGGAGCCUAUUGCAUUGACACCCAGUUUUGUGAAAAAGCCAUUGAGUACUUUGAGAGAGCAGCACUUAUCCUUGUGCCCAACUUUGUCUUCUUGAUGUGCAGACCUACCCAAGUGAAGUGGCAGCUGAUGGUUGCCAGUUGCUAUCGGAGAAGCGGUAACUACCAGAAAGCUCUAGAGAAGUACAAAGUCAUUCACCAAAAAUUCCCAGAGAACGUUGAAUGCCUCCGAUUUUUAGUUCGUCUCUGCACAGAUAUGGGACUGAAAGAAGUCCACGAGUAUCUGACAAAACUGAAGAAAGUGGAAAAAUUAAAGGAGAUAAGAGAGCAGCGCAUUAAAUCUGGCAGAGAUGGCAGUGCACGUAACCGCAGGGAAGGAAGUGCUGGUGGAGCCUAAGAAGUGUCUGCAAACAGCUUGCGUGGAGACGCACAUGAAGUAUAAAUGAGGAUUACUUUAUUUCAAGAUCUGAAUACGCAUUGGAAAUACUGCUGUCUCCAUUGCCAGAAAAUAAACAUUUGUACGCAUUUGCAGUUUCAUCUCUUACAGUGUUGUUGCCAAGACCAAAAGGGAUAAUUUUCCUUCAUGGCACGGGAGAUUUGUCAUCAUUACUGACUCCAAGGAGGCGUGGAAUCAUGCUUAGUUUAUGACUUGGUAGCUAAAUGAAAGUACUUGCUAGCUAAUGGAAGUGCAUAUGCAUUCCCAGUAGUUUAGAUACGAUGCGUGUUUUUCUUUCUUUCCUCUUACCAGCCCUGUGCCUGGCAUCCCUAGGAGAAGUUCUUUCUGCAAGUAUUUCUCCCCUGUACUUGUAGUAGGGGCAUUAAUAGUUCAGACUUCCUUGUUGUAGGAAAUGUUACUUAAAAGUGCUCAGUGAAGGAAGCUGAGAGGAAAGAGAAGCCAGCAAGGUGUGUGCUUAGAACCUUGCUUUGUCAACGUGAAUUAACACAGAAGAAGCACGAGAUGCAGCAAAGCAUACUUUGAAGACUAUGAAUAGAAUAUGCAUGGAUAGUGCAAGGAGUGGAAGGAAAUGGACCCAAAAAACUCACAUGUGUGUGAGCGUCAGUAUAAAGCCUACUCUUGUGUGGUGAGAGGAAAAGAAGCAUUACGUCUGAAGUGCUUACCCACAUCUGAACACAUUUGUUCGAUAAGCGCAAAAAGUUUCUUCUCUACGUGAAUAUCAGAUUGAUGGCUUGUGAUCUUUUUCCUUCACAUUAGAAGGAGAUUGCAUCAGCACAUACCCUUAACAUUUUUGGUGAUUAAAAAAAAAAGGAAAAAAAAAC